AUGCCUCUGUUCGGCCAAAGCCCAGGCCCUGAGCACCAACACGCCCCUCCUCUCAACACCGGGCCUUAUCAGGAAGCAAUUUGGGUUGGUGGGGAGGGGGAAGUCCGAGGCCUCCGGCUCGGCAAGGUGGGAAGGAGAGAUAGGGAAGUGGGGAGGGGCUGGGGCCUGCUGUCCUUGCUGGCCUGGCCCCUCGACAUGGAUCCAUGCUGCUCCUGCCUCCCCUGCUUGCCAGGCAAGACGCCCGCAUCUUUAAUUAGCGAGCAGCAGCCUCCCGAUUCAUCACAGUCACUGUUUAAUUAG
Molecule: messenger RNA, 300 nt
Organism: Miniopterus natalensis
Lineage: Eukaryota; Metazoa; Chordata; Mammalia; Chiroptera; Miniopteridae
Source: RefSeq, a predicted model, not a curated record